AUGAGAUCUCCUCCAGAAGAGAAAAAGGAUACGAUAAAUCCUAUACAGCAAAUGAGAAGAGAAAAGGUUGUAAAAGAAUAUAAUGGUAAUAGCCAAGUAAUAGUAAAUAUUAGAACAGCUAGGAAAACAUUUAAAAGAUGGCUUCUUGCUUCCUGGGAUGCAGCUCAAGGUAGACAUAGCAAGGGGCGGAUCCAGGACAAAAUGACAGUGGGGCACCAUGACGGGAAAAAGUAUAAUUCUGGUUAUGGCUGCUGCUCCUGGCUUCUGACCACAUUGUUGCUUCUGGAUACUUCUGCUGAGCAUUACUAUAAUGAUGUGCAUAAGACCACUAGAUCAGUGGUAAAACACAGUUUUGGGCUAUUAAACUGUCAUUUCAGGGCAAAGGAUGUCAAUCCAUUUCCAUGUUUUGGCCCAGAAGCUAGUUGCGUGCAUAGGAUGAAAUACAAAGUCAUCUUUACCCUGCUGUAUAGGAGAGAGUUGGAAUGCAUCCAUGACAAAGGGCUGUGAAAAUGCGACUUCUCAAAAAAAUAGUCUUGUGGAUUUGCUUAAUCCCGGAUUAGGAGAAAAUGUAUCCAAGUCAAUGGGUAAAUUGAGCCAUUUGGGGGUAGAUGAAACAAUUGACUUUUUCAAGUGUAAAUAUGAGCGUAAUUAAAAAAAAAAUACAGUAGUGCCUUUUC
This is a messenger RNA of Pseudophryne corroboree (corroboree frog), 677 nucleotides long. Its product is annotated as putative nuclease HARBI1. The coding region runs from base 1 to 507 and encodes 168 amino acids. The transcript has 7 exons. The record is from RefSeq and is a predicted model, not a curated record. Lineage: Eukaryota; Metazoa; Chordata; Amphibia; Anura; Myobatrachidae.